UGUUUUGGAUAAUAUCUGUUUUUUUCUUUAUCUAAUAACAGUGAUUAUUAAAUCGGGUGAAACGGAAAAGUAAAUAAUGUGCAAACAAAAACGAAUCGGAGAAUCGGUUCAUUGCUGUGAAGAGUUCAUACGAACCAACUUAGUUUGAACAACUGACUAGAUAAGCAUCAGCGGUGAAAGCAUUUCCUGAAACUUUUACAAUUCAGCAAGAAAUGAGAGUCUAAGUGUGAUCUAAUGAUGAACACAUUGCCUGUCAGUUCUAUAGAAGAGCUCAUGCAACGCGUUCAAGAUCUUGAAAAGCGAGAUGUUAACAAGUAUAUUUCCACCGGUGGAGAUCACGCUUCAUUAAGUCCUGCCAGGGGGUUUUUUUGCAACAGGUUGGUUUAAGCACAAUCCAUGGCAAAUGUGUCCAACAUGUCCACCUGCAACUUAACCAUCACCGAUGGCAUCAAAAGCCUUCAGUUGGCCACAUCAAUCCCUACUUUCAUCCUCGGUGUUUUGGGGAACAUCUACGUAUUUGUGAUGUUCUGCCGGCAUCCCAGAAAAGACUGGACCAACAUGAUGAUCUACAUCACCAACAUGGCCAUCGCCGACUGCAUCGUGCUGACGAUCCUGCCCAUCAGGAUUGCAUCAUACUAUCACGCCUCGAAGAACAACCCGACAUUACAGGAACUGUGGAACUCUUCCAACAAGGAAUUGUGUUAUUUUCUCGUGUCGGCGUAUUACGUGAACAUGUACAUUAGUAUUUUCACCAUGACGGCCAUAAGUGUGGUGCGUUAUGUGGCCAUCAAGUAUCCCCUCAAGGCCAGGUAUAUUCUGUCCCGUAAGAAAGCCCUGGUGGUCUGUGCGCUCAUAUGGGUGGUCAACUGUUCGUUAAGUGCCGUUUUCCACUACGCGGAUAAUCCUAAAAAUCAAACAACAGAUUUUAAGUGCUUUCAGAAGAAUCAAGAGGGAGCGCUACCAUUGUCCUUCAUCCUGGUGCUGACCAUAGUGGGGUUCCUCCUGCCUUUUCUGAUCAUGCUUUAUUGCUCUGCCAAAAUCAUCCAUACUCUACGAAAGCAGUUAGACAUCGGAAGUCGUGCUGAUAAGAUUCAAUGCAUGUUCAUCAUCACAGCCAACUUGAUUGUUUUUGUCAUCUGUUUUUUCCCCGUCCACUUUGGGUUUCUUUUCAAAUACAUUUGGGAGAAAAGAGAGUCUAAUUGUGACAUGCAGAAUUUUGCGCACAACUUCGUCCACGGCGCCAUGUGCUUUUCUAUCAUGAACUGCGGUUUGGACAGCUUCAGUUAUUAUUUUGCGAACAAAACGAAGUGGAACAUGUGUGGCACGAAUCAAAGAAACGACGAAAAUUGCGUUUACAACAGAGUUGAGCUUAGAGACAAAGGAUAUGAUUUUUAAUUAACAUAGUUAUGAAGCUAGAAAAACCCACAUACCAACUAUCAAAAAUGUUUGCACGCCUGUUUUUGAAUGUACAUUUAUAAAGCAUUGAACUUUUCGCUCAAUUAUAAAUUGUAACCUUCACUAAAAAUACUUUCAAACGGAAACCUUCAGAAUACGGUAACAUUUUAUAACAAUAAUAAAUAUCAUUUUCUACAAUAAAGCUGUAAUCCGUAACUUUUGCCUCUCUAACGCCACCUCUGUUUGAAAUACAAAACUGCUGGUUAGGUUUACGUGCGUUAAAAAACAACUGACAUUUGCCAUUGUGACAAUUUUUUUCAACCAUAAAAAUUGUGGAUUGCUGCUUUAACACUCAGGUUUCUAUUCAUGCUUUUAAGGUAACUUUGGUAUCUGCCAACUUUUAUAACUAUUUAAAGUUUGACAGCUGGCAACAACGUCUAUGUUACAGAUUAGCAUACUGACAUAAAGAAAUGAAAGACAGUCCUUGUUUGUCUGCCAAAUACAAAUAUCCUGAGAACCUCCCUGACAUUUGAUCUUCUUGCAUUUGUACGCCAUCUGUAGCAUAAACAAGCGCAACCUGAUGGGAUGCAAACAAACCUGUGGUAGAUUUGUUUUUUAGCUCUGUAUGCUUGAAAAAUGAAACACUGCAACAUGAAAGAAUCCAAAAGCAAUUUAUUUCAUUCAGUGCCUUACUUUUCCAGUGUUCGAAUAAAUGUGAGUGAUUUAGUGAUGAUUGAGUUACGUUGUGAUGCUAGAGAUCCAGAUUUCAGUUCAGGUGUCUGAAACGCUUGCAGGUAUCGGUUCAGACAUGCUUCUCUGGUGGGCACAAAGUUGGAGAACACCUGAAAAACGAGAAAACUAUUUUAGCAUUUACUGAAAAGUUUUUGUACGAAUUGUACAAAUGUUUU
Molecule: messenger RNA, 2303 nt
Organism: Triplophysa rosa
Lineage: Eukaryota; Metazoa; Chordata; Actinopteri; Cypriniformes; Nemacheilidae
Gene: gpr35.2
Product: G protein-coupled receptor 35, tandem duplicate 2
Exons: 2
Coding region: 397-1395 (332 amino acids)
Biological process (GO): phospholipase C-activating G protein-coupled receptor signaling pathway; positive regulation of Rho protein signal transduction
Cellular component (GO): membrane
Molecular function (GO): G protein-coupled receptor activity
Source: RefSeq, a predicted model, not a curated record